Molecule: messenger RNA, 2715 nt
Organism: Postia placenta MAD-698-R-SB12
Lineage: Eukaryota; Fungi; Basidiomycota; Agaricomycetes; Polyporales; Adustoporiaceae
Exons: 6
Coding region: 1-2715 (904 amino acids)
Source: RefSeq, a predicted model, not a curated record
AUGAACGGUGUCCGACGCUUUCUCACUGGCGGAGGCACUCCGACCUCUUCAACAUUCCCUCAGUCACCUCCAUCACCUCCGUCUCAGUAUGCCACCAUCACGCCCUCUCCCCCGAAGUCUACUGCUCCUCUAGCUAUAUCUGCAAAACCAUCAUGGCCGCCCUCGCCCUUGCAGAGCCCGACGGAGUUAUCUCCAGUGACCAGCCCAAAGGUGACGACCGCAGCACUCUUCCUCCGGAAGGAUAGGCAGAAGCCCCUGCCCUCUGCUUCUGAGGAUACGCAGGGAAACGCGUCAUUCCAUUCCCCACAGUCUUCGCGUGAGUCUAAUGGCGUAGGAUCUCCUGCGCGUGGCCAGGCCUCUGUACAAAUGUCCUCCCCCGUGGCGGGUCCCUCGUCGCCCCGGCCGCUACCUAGCCGGGUGUCUGAGCUAUCCAGGAAACUCGUCGAGCGUCCAGGCGUAACUACCCUCGAUCUCAAGCGCAACUCCGAGAUGGGCUCUACGCGUGAUGAUCUGCUAAUUGACCUGUUGGCAAGCGAAGCUAUCGUGGACAGUCGGGGUUGCGAGAUCCUCACCUCGGAGGAGGUCGAGGAGCUGAAGAAGGAGCAUCAAGUGCUUUCUUCAAGGCUUGUCGCGGCAAGUAAAAAGCUCGCCCUGGAGACUAAGAUCCGUGACGCAGCACUCUCACUAUCCAAGGCGAACGCGUCUUUCAAGAAUGUGUCCAAGCAGACAUCUGAACAACUGGAUACUGCAAGUCGCAAGGUGGAGCUCGCACAAAAGGAACUAUGGCGUAUCUCAGAGCGUGCGAAUGAAGUUCAGCGCAAACUCCUUGAGCACCGUGCUGGGGUGCUAAGCCAUUCAGAAAACUGCGCCGUUAGACGGGGACUCCACCUACAGAUGAGCCCGACACCAUCGUCUGCGACGAGUAUCACAACGUCUUCUUCGAGAGGCCGGUUCGAGCACUUCGUCGCGGGUCAUUCAGACUCCAUUGUACCACAGGUCCCGCGCGCUCCGCCCACGAUCGCAGAAGUGUCUGUUCUUGAGGAGAAACUCAAGGCAGCGACCGCUGCACUCGAGGCGGCCACAGCAAAGCAGGCAGAGAUGGUCCGCGACCUGUCGCUUCUCAAGCUCGAGAAGGACCAAGUGGAGACGACACUAGGAAUGGACCUUCAGACAGCUGAGGACACUAUCUCCAUGCUCGAGCAGGAAGCCAGCAAGGUGGGCGAGGUCGAGACACGAUUGCAGGAGCUAGAAGCCGAGCGAGACGCGUGGGAGGCGGACCGUGCAGAGCUGGAGGAGCGUCGCCGGGAGGUGGACACGCUGGAACGGCGGCUCGAGGUUCUCGAGGAACAGAGCGGGGAGGCGGCAGAGAUGUCCAGUGUGUUUGCACGCGAGCGGGAGGAGCGUCUCGGGCGGUUGGCUGUCCUGGAAAGCGAGCUUGCGGAAGAACGUGCGGACCGAGCGGAGGAGCGGCAAGCAUGGGCAGCCGAGCGCGCUGCGCUGGCGGACGGCGCGAGCGGACGGACGGAACUGGACGCGGGUGUAGACGCGCUCAGCGAGCUUAUACAAACACAUGGGAUCCUCCUGGUGUCGCGGGACUCAUCGAUAGUGGGGCUCGUCGCGUCGGUGGGCCGACAUCUAGAGGACCUACGGGCGAAGAUCGACGCGCACACGAGGGCCGAGGAGGAGUGGGCAGUGCUGCGAGCGAAGCUAGAGGGGGACAUCCGCGCAGGGCUGGACAAGCGCGAGGCCUUGUUCGAGGAGGUCGAGGAAGCACGGCGCACGCGGGACGAGGCGAGGGUCCAAGCGAGGGAGCUGGAAACGCAGUUGCGGGUCGCGCAAAUGGCCGUAGCCAGCCUACAAGCCUCGCAAGCCCCCGUAGAGUACACUGGCGAUGCUGCUCAGAUGGUCGCCCUGCUCCGCCCGAUUUGGGCGGUGCUGCCUUCGCCGGAGGCCCGUGCAAGCAAACUCGGUGCGCGCAACUUCCGUGCCGGAUCGCCUAUCAUGCCAGGCAGUCCGACCCCCGGGCGGAACAACUCGUCAUUGUCUGAGAUGGACGUGCGCUCGCUCAAGACUCUGUACGACCCGCGGGCGAUGCCACCCCCCAGCCUUGCAGCGUUCACGGUCGAAGCAUUCGUCGCGCGUGUGCAGGCACUCAUUGCGGACGACCGCGCGUUGAUUGAACGACUCAUCCGAUUCGCGCAAGCGCAUGACCUGCUGAAGAAGAACGCGGAGCGGGCGCAGAAGCUCGCGCAGGAGAGCAAUGGGGCACUCGAGACGUAUCAGAAGCAGGUGAAGAUGCUGGAGGACAGGAAUCUGACGAUGAUAUCCAAGAUGGCGCAGCUGCUAACAUCAUCUCACAGCGAGGACGAGGCACAGUAUCUUCAAGAGCAAGUCGAUCGUAUCACAGCAGAGAAACUCGAGAUCGAGACACAGGCCGCAGAGCAGGCCGAGACGUGUCGGCAGCUCACUGAUGCUAACAACACACUUAGUGCGCGUGCGCUCACGCUCGCAUCGGACGCUGCGGAUGCAGGUGACUCUGUGCGGAAACAGAUGGAGGUGCAGCUUGCCGAGUGCAACACCGCGCUUGAGCGGGCGAAGGAGGAGAUUGAGGCGAUGCGGAGCUCGCAGCAGACGCAACAGAUGGCGUUGCUAGAGGAGCUCAACUCGAUGCAGACGGAGAACGCGUCGCUGCGCGCUCAGCUGCGCAAGAAGUGA